Molecule: messenger RNA, 3425 nt
Organism: Sander lucioperca (pikeperch)
Lineage: Eukaryota; Metazoa; Chordata; Actinopteri; Perciformes; Percidae
Gene: chst2b
Product: carbohydrate (N-acetylglucosamine-6-O) sulfotransferase 2b
Exons: 1
Coding region: 753-2150 (465 amino acids)
Biological process (GO): N-acetylglucosamine metabolic process; sulfur compound metabolic process; carbohydrate metabolic process
Cellular component (GO): Golgi membrane
Molecular function (GO): N-acetylglucosamine 6-O-sulfotransferase activity
Source: RefSeq, a predicted model, not a curated record
CCAGCGUACCAUUGCUGCGAUCUGUGGCAGCCAGAAUCGAGUCUGCAGCGAGACAGACGUGCCGCAGGUCCAAUGGUGCAGCUCGCUGACGCACUACGCCACCACGCGGGCCAAUAUAGUCCCUCUGUGGGCGGGCAUUUCUUCUUGUAUUCUGAUUGUAUCGGUCCAGUUUAUAUUAGUUAGACGAGCAGAGAGGGGGAGCAGGAAGAACGAGGGACUCUUUCACCAAACAAAUGCUGUGACUGUGGAUACUGGCCGUUCAAGGCUCCGUUAUGGCAGACGCGGAAGGAUUUGAGCUGCAGCCAGACGCGCCAAAUCAUGACGGUUUUAUUGUCUGCGAUGCCUGAAUCUUAGCCGGCUGCAUUAACAAGGAUGCAUCAGCUGAUAACUGCGCAGAGAUGCCUCCGCUGAACAUGGACAAACGGGGCGUCUGUUACAAUGAUGAAGGCUGCUUGCUUUUUGUUUUGAACACGAGCCACCCACAGAAUCUCUGCAACUCUCUCUCUCUAUAUAUGGACAACUUAAACGCUCCUCUCAUCCAUUCCUAUGAAGAACAUUGCGCAGUGCAGUGAAAACGGGAUAUCGUGUUGUGGAUUUCGAAUUGGCGGUGAAUUACCUAACAAUAAGCUGCUAAUCAACUGGGUAUCAUUUCCCAGUAGCCUAUAGGCUGUAUACAUCCUGCAGUGUGUUGGUACACACUCAAUGUAAGGAGCUUUGUCUAGUGGUGAGAGAGCCACUCUCCGAGGGUACAGAUGAGAGGCAAACAAUAUCAUCAACCACUGAAGUUGACAGCGCCUUGGGAGAAGGAUGCUGGCUUUGGGAGGAAGCUUAAAACCUACAGGAAUCAUACCAAGAUAAUAGCACAGCCUGGGAUCGUGAUGAAAGUCCUCCGCAGGAAGAGGAUUGUUUUAUUUAUGGCCUACUUCUUACUGCUGGUCCUCACUAUGCUUAACUUGGCUAAUUAUAAAUGGACUAAAGAGCCUCAGCAGUGUAACCAUCAGAUGAGGAGCACCACUUAUCAGAGCAGAUCUGAUAUUCGCUUCCUGUACAGACCCUCUCUGGCUAAAAAGAGACAGCUCAUCUAUGUUCUGACCACCUGGAGGUCAGGCUCGUCCUUUUUUGGAGAGCUUUUUAACCAAAAUCCUGAAGUGUUCUUCUUGUAUGAGCCAAUGUGGCACAUCUGGCAGAAACUGUACCCGGGUGAUGCAGUGUCUUUACAAGGGGCAGCCAGGGACAUGCUUAGCUCCUUAUACCGCUGUGAUCUGUCUGUUUUCCAACUUUACAACAGCCCCGGGGGCAAGAAUUUUACCUCCCUGGGACUAUUUGGGGCCACCCUCAAUAAAGUGGUGUGCUCCUAUCCCCUCUGCUCAGCCUACAGGAAAGAGGUGGUGGGCAUGGUGGAUGACAAGGUAUGUAAAAAGUGCCCUCCUCAAAGCCUUAGACUGUUGGAAGAGGAGUGCCUCAAAUAUAGCACCAUAGUCAUUAAAGGGGUACGCAUUUUGGACGUUAACGUGUUGGCCCCACUCAUGGAGGAUCCAUCCUUGGAUUUGAAGGUGAUACAUCUGGUCAGAGACCCGCGGGCAGUGGCCAACUCUAGGAUCAAAUCCAGACAUGGCCUGAUAAGGGAGAAUUUACAGGUGGUCCGCAGCAGGGAUCCUAAACUUCGCAGGAUACCUUUUGUGGAUCCUGGUCACAAAGCCAACAAGAAGGAUGGCGCAGACUACCACUCCAUAGGAGCCAUGGAGGUGAUCUGUGACCGCACGUCCAGGACUUUGAGGACUGCCUUAAACCCACCCAGCUGGCUGAAGGGGAAGUACAUGGCUGUGCGGUACGAGGACCUGGUCGAAAACCCAGUAAAGACCUUGCGGAACAUCUACCGCUUUGCCAACCUCACCACCAACCAUGACAUCGAGUCAUUUGCCCUGAACAUGACCAGUGGCUCCAGCUCCUCCUCUAAGCCAUUCAUAGUCUCGUCCAGGAAUGCCACACAAGCUGCUAGUGCAUGGAGAACAGUGCUCAGCAUUCAACAGAUCAAACAAGUGGAGGACUACUGUCACCAUGCCAUGUCUGUUCUGGGGUACGAAAGAGUCAGAACAGCCGGGGAGGCCAAGGACUUGAGCAAAUCACUACUGACACACUCCAAACUGUGAAAACGUACUCACCACCAAAGACCUUUUUAAUUUAAUGUUCAUUUUGCAUCGAGUGCCGUUUCCUCUUAUUGAAGAAUUAAAGCUUUACUUUAAAUCAGUGUUCGAGGAGCUCCACUGGCCACAUUUGGAAUGUAUCAUGUUUCUCUCGGUUGUAUUGCAGUGGUAUUUGAAGGGACCACUUCUUUUAUACUGGAAUAUUGGAUGUGUUUGACAAUAGAAGGCCUAUGAACGAUGACUUAAUUAGUGACGCUGCAACGAUGAAAAAACAACAACUGUAUAAUUCAUGUAUCUUGUUAUGAUAACACUUCAAAGUUGCUAUUUUGGAGUUAUUUUUGAAUGUUCAAAACCCUACAAAAAACGUUUUUUUCAGUCUCCAUACUGUCUGUAAAAGUGAAAAUAGUUGAUGACAGAAAAACAAAAAAGAACAACUGUUAAAAAAAAAGCUCAUCGCUAAUGUUUAUUUGUAAGAUCUGGUUGAAGUCAGAGACAAUCAAAUUGGUUUGUUGAUGUACGUGCCAUAGGUAGAGGUUUGAUGACUAGGCUACAUCAGAACAGCAGUAGUACUAUUUCUAGAUUUAAAAAAAGAGGAUGUUUUGAUUACCUUGUAGGAUAUCAUGCACUGUGGACCAUGUCAUGGCUCUGGAGCUGGAAAGUCUGUAAGCAGUCUGUUCUACCAUUUCAAAUGUUUACAAUUGCUUGCUCUUAUGAAAACCGUGAUCUGGGAAUAUUGCAUUGAGUAAAGUUCACAGUUAACAAGACAGUUUACGCACCUGUGUUAAAGAACCUGCACUGCUGUACGUGUAGAAAUCAUGAUCAAAAAUGAGCACUAGACCAGUGGUUCUCAAAGUCUGGAGCAUGAGGCAAGGUUAAAAAUUCAAAUAAAAUCCAAAAUCUACUAGAUUUAAUCAAUAUUGUAAUAACAAAAAAACGAUAUGCUAUUAAUGCAUUUUUAAUUACAUAUCGGUUUUGUAAUAAUUUUGUUUUUAUUUAUGAGAUGUUUCAAGGCAUACCUUAGUUCAGUGCAUUAUGCACCACUGUGCCUUCCCUCACCAUUUGAGAACCAUUGUGCUGUAAUUAUGUCACACAUUUGUUGCUAUUUUCUUCAUAACUCAAAAGGUGCCCUGUGGAGUUUUUUUUUUUUUUUUUUUUUUUUUUUUUGCAAACAAAGCUUCCGUUUACAUUCAUCGUUUCUCACCAAAACAUAUCAUGUGUAUUCUUGAGGUCUAAGUAACGUGUUGAAUAAAUUUCCUUCCUCGUAAAACAAUUGCAAAGCUG